This is a messenger RNA of Erigeron canadensis, 1819 nucleotides long. RefSeq names its product glycosyl hydrolase 5 family protein-like. Gene Ontology annotation, molecular function: hydrolase activity, hydrolyzing O-glycosyl compounds. The coding region runs from base 7 to 1692 and encodes 561 amino acids. NCBI's taxonomy places the organism in Eukaryota, Viridiplantae, Streptophyta, Magnoliopsida, Asterales, Asteraceae. The transcript is spliced from 4 exons. The record is from RefSeq and is a predicted model, not a curated record.
AAUAUUAUGGCUUGUCAUUUCUCAUCGUCAAAUGCUUUGAUCACCUUCCUCGUAUUAUUUGCCACCAUCGUCCACGACCAACACACAACGGAAGCACUUCCACUGUCGACGAACUCACGAUGGAUUGUGGACGAUGCAAAAGGUGGAUCAGAAAGAGUGAAGCUAUCGUGCGUAAACUGGGUGAGCCAUUUAGAAGUUGUGGUUGCAGAGGGCCUACACAAACAGCCACUGGAUGUGAUCUCCACCAAAAUUUUGGAAAUGGGCUUCAAUUGUGUGAGGCUCACUUACCCGCUGUUUCUGUUCACAAACAGCAGUUUAGGAUCGGUUACAGUUAGACAAUCGCUUAAAAAGCUCGGGUUGGUAGAGUCCAUUGCUGGAUUUCAAGCCAACAAUCCUUCCAUUAUUGAUCUUCCACUCCUUAAGGCUUUCCAGGAAGUGGUUGCAAGUCUUGAGAGAAACAAUGUUAUGGUAAUAUUAGAUAAUCAGAUAAGCAAGCCUGGAUGGUGUUGUAGCGAUUUCGAUGGAAAUGGCUUCUUUGGUGACCAAUACUUUGAUCCUAAUGUGUGGCUCCAAGGUCUCACCAAAGUUGCCACCAUGUUCAACAACUCAACACACGUCGUUGGUAUGAGCUUAAGGAAUGAACUCCGUGGUCCUAGACAAAAUGUUAGCGUUUGGUAUAGGUACAUGCAAAUGGGCGCGGAAGCAAUCCAUGCAGCAAAUCCUAAUGUGCUAGUUAUAUUGUCUGGUUUAAGCUAUGACAAAGAUUUAUCUUUUCUUCAAACGCGACCAAUAAGCCUAUCAUUUUGCAAUAAGUUGGUUUUUGAAAUUCAUUGGUACGGUUUUUCAGAUGGUGAAGAUUGGAAAACUGGCAACCCUAACCAAGUUUGUGGUCGGGUGGUCGAUACCAUAACGAAAAGGUCAGGGUUUUUGUUGGACAAAGGUUAUCCUUUGUUUAUAAGUGAAUGGGGUGUGGAUCAAAGGGGCACAAAUGAGAAUGACAAUAGAUACUUGAAUUGUUUUUUGGCUUGGGCAGCUAAUUAUGACCUUGAUUGGGCUUUAUGGACACUUGGUGGAAGUUACUAUUUUAGGGAAGGUGUGAUUGGAAUGGAGGAGUUUUAUGGGGCUUUGAAUUGGGGUUGGUGUGAACCAAGAAAUUCAAGUUUAUUGGACAAGAUAUCAGCUAUCCAAUCUCCUUUUCAAGGACCGGGCUUAUCAAAAACCCGUCCACACAAAAUCAUUUUCCAUCCAGCCACCGGGCUAUGUGUGCAACGUCUAUCACUGUUCAAGCCAUUAACAUUGGGUCCAUGUUCUGAGGCAGAGAGUUGGGAUUACACUCCAAAAAAGACACUAACAAUAAAGGGUACAUACUAUUGCCUACAAGCAGAUAAAGUAGGAAAACCAGCAAAGUUGAACAUAAUAUGCACAGACAAUUCUUCAAUAUGGGAGCCCAUAUCAGCCUCUAAACUCCACCUUUCAUCCAAGAUUAACAACGGGACAGUUGUUUGUCUGGACAUAGAUUCACAAAACACAAUUGUCACAAACACUUGUAAAUGUUUAGCCAGUGACAACAUGUGUGACCCUGCUAGCCAGUGGUUUAUAGUAAUUAACAGCACAACAGGGUCGGGUGCAGCGCAACCAUACAGUCGAAUUGGUUCCAUUUUUCAGGCCAUUGAAGGAAACUUAUUAGGGUAAAUAAUAACUUGAAUACUGUAAACUUUGAAUUCUAUUAACUUACAAUAAAAAAUAAUUUACUGUAAACAUUGUAAAUUUGAAUACCAUUAACUUGCAAUAAUACUAUUUAUUUACACAUUUUGCUUAA